Messenger RNA from Momordica charantia (bitter melon), 554 nucleotides. RefSeq names its product delta(3,5),delta(2,4)-dienoyl-CoA isomerase 1 (gene DCI1). Gene Ontology annotation, molecular function: delta(3,5)-delta(2,4)-dienoyl-CoA isomerase activity. The record is from RefSeq and is a predicted model, not a curated record. Lineage: Eukaryota; Viridiplantae; Streptophyta; Magnoliopsida; Cucurbitales; Cucurbitaceae. Gene Ontology annotation, cellular component: peroxisome.
UACUGCACGGCGGAGGCGUAUUUCUCGGUGAAGGAGGUUAAUUUGGGGAUCGCCGCCGAUCUUGGGACUCUGCAGAGGCUGCCGGCGAUCGUCGGGUACGGGAGGGCGGCGGAAUUGGCGUUGACCGGCCGGAACUUUUCGGGCCUGGAGGCUAAGGAAUUGGGCCUCGUUUCUAAAUCGUUCGCUUCCAAGGAGGAUCUCGACAAUGGAGUGACCAAAAUUGCUGAAGAAAUAGCAUCAAAAUCUCCCCUGGCUGUGGUGGGAACGAAGGCAGUGUUACUAAAGAGCAGGGACCUGAGCGUGGAACAAGCCUUGGAUUAUGUGGCCACUUGGAACUCAGCAACGCUGUUCUCAGAUGAUAUCAAAGAGGCAGUCUCCGCCCAUGUUCAUAAACGCAACCCUGUUUUUGCCAAGCUCUGAUCCCAACCCGACUUUUAGGAAUGUAAGUGAUGUAUUGAUUAAUUGAACUAUAUUCGUGUCGGCGUGUCUGUUCUACUUAGUGUUGAUCUUGAAACUUCCAUUCUAUGAAUUAUAAAUUUGGCGUUUGUUGUUCA